CUCAAGUGGCACAAACAACCUUGCAUGGCACAAAGCAAGCUGGAUAGCAGGGCAGGAAGAGAGGAGCUGGUUGCUGGAGGAGAGGGGCUGAUCUCCCUAGGAAAGGAGGAGUUGGUGGCGGCAUUGGUACUGGCCGAGCAGGCUCCUGUGGUCGCACCAAGCUUCUCUGGAGACAGAGCUCUGCUAGCUCAGUUUCAGAGGAGACCUCCCUGCAUGUCCUUCCUGGUCGUCCCCAUCAACAGCUGGGCCAGCGGGGGCCACGCCAUGGAGCCCCCACGCAGCCCCACAGCAGCCAUGCUCUCCAUCUCUCCUCCAGUGGAUUUUGUGCUGGGGGCCACGGCUUGCUGCAUGGCCUGCGUCUUCACCAACCCUCUGGAGGUGGUGAAGACCCGCCUGCAGCUGCAAGGGGAGCUCCGCUCGCGGGGCACCUACCCUCGCCAUUACCGGGGGGUCCUGCACGCCAUGGUGGCUGUCAGCCGGGCUGAUGGACUCCGGGGGCUCCAGAAAGGCCUGACAGCCGGGCUGCUCUACCAGGGACUGAUGAACGGUGUGCGCUUCUUCUUCUACUCCCACGCCGAAGACAUCGGCUUGACGCAGCAGCCGGGCGGGACCAUUGUGGCGGGGGCCGUGGCCGGGGCGCUGGGGGCCUUCGUGGGCAGCCCAGCCUAUCUGGUGAGUCUCCUGGUGAUGCUCUGCCUGGCAAGCCGAGCUGGCUUCAGGGCAGUGGGCAGCCUUGUGUCUCUGUGACCCCUGCUUUGUAGCAAGUAGAAAUAUGUUAUUUUGUCAUCUGAACCUUGCACACAGGCCAUUUCUCAUUAUCCCCAUCUUGCAGAGCUAGAACUGAGGCAGGCAGAAAGCUGGCCAAGCCCCACAAAUCUGCAGCAAUUCUGUUGUGAACCCGUGUCCUGUUUUGCCCGUGCAUCAGGCGGCUCCCUUUCACAUGGCUUGCUCCCAUUUUACAGAGCAGGAAGCUGAGGCAGUUGGCCUCUGGCCAUGAACUGUGCUUGUGUCAGAAAGGGGAUUUUUCAGCACAGGUCUACCACAUCUGAGGCAUUCCUGUUGCGCCUCUCUUGCUGUGUCUCUCAGAUACCCGCUGGUGGUCUGUAGAACAGCUGUGGCGUCCCCCACCCCUUGCUCAUUGAGAGCCAGAGUCCUGUAGUGGUUAGUCCUGGACUAGGAGCAGGGGAGAGCUGAGUUCAAAUCCCCAAACAGCCAUGAAGCUCACUGGAUGAUCCCUGAAAGUAUAGUCUUGAGCCAGUCUCAGUCUCACCCACCUCACAGGGUAGAUGUGGGAAUAAAAGGAGGAGGGAACCACAUAUACCACUGCUGUGUCCUUGGAGGAAUGGCAGGACAGACACGGAAAAACCCUGGAGGGCUGAGCAGUUUCUUCCACAAACAGCUACCAACCACCCCGGAAAAUGGCUGCUGGUUGCUUGGGUCUGUCUGUCUGUCCAACCGUCCGUCCUAGAGCUUUAGGACAGACCAGCCCUGUGUGGGGUUGCAAAAGUUGCUCUGCAGCAUUCUGAGAAGCUGUUCCUGUUUUGUAAAGCUGCCAAGAGUCUUGUCCCAGCGAAGGCAGGCUGUGAAAUGUGUUUGGGCAACGUAGGAGCAAGAUUCCCAGGGGAUGGCUGACCUUCUCACAGCCUCCUCCUUGCCCAGAAGAGAGAUCAAGUGCACCAAUUUGGGGCAAUCUUGCUCAUUUGUGCCUGGGAUACAGAACCCCUCUUUGCUAGAGGGUUUUUUUUUAAGUGCAUGUGAAAUGCACGGCCUAUCAGUCGUGAUCAAGCUUGUCUCUAGCGUGUUUUGGGCUGCAAUUCCCAUUGGCCUUAUCCUGAUGCCGGAGGAGCCUUUCUCCACCCACCAACCUGUGGUCUGAACAAGAAUCCCAAGUAGCUCAGAGGAUGCUGAGGUCCGGCACAGAAUGAAGGGAAAGUUGUGCACUUUAAAAGAUACGGCACAGAGUGAGCACCAAUGAGGAAAAGAUGGGGGGUGGUACCUAUUUUUCUAAAGACCUGGUGGUUAAGACAUGCUUAGAGAGCUGGGGGCAUAGAGGAAGGGUGGCUAUUUUGCUGUCUGUGUUACAGCCUAACACACCCUUUAGAGGAGCACAGGACUUCUGAAGACGAGGCCAAGACCUGGCAAUCAUAGGAGCCGACCCAAUAAAAUAUUUGAAGGGGCUCCUUCCCCCCCCCCGAAAAAUCUGAUUGGCGUUGCCAUUCAAACGUGUGUGCUGCAUCUUGUGAUUAUGUGGGAUGGGACCUACCUGGGCCCCCUCCCCAAUAUUUUAUGCAAGUCGGCACACCUGCUGGCAGGACCCCGCUAAACUCUAGCAAAAUCUCCAGUAUCCACACUGCACGGUUCAGGGAGAAGCCACCCACUGGGCUCCAGCCUGCCUGAAAUGAGGAUCCACUUCCUUGAGGGUGAGGCGGACCGUAAGCCCUCCGUAAGCCCCUUGACCUAGGGGCUGGCCGUUGGAAAGAGGAGCUGCGCCGCACCUUCCCGGGGUGCUCGAAAGUCUGAUCACCAGCCAGGUAGAGUUAUGUAACUGUCCCCAAGGUACCUCUCCAGGGUGUUGACAGAGCAGAGAAGGUGGAGGCGUUAUUGUUGCCUGCAAGGUCGGGCAGAGUCCUCCUCUUUCUGCAAAGGAGCCAGUGGUUCAAACAAUCUGCGGUGGGGGGGGGGGACUCCCGCCACCCGCCUCUGCUCUCGCUGACCUUUCUCCUCUGCUUGCGACUCCAGGUCAAGACGCAUCUCCAGGCCCAGACUUUGGCCGCCAUCGCCGUGGGGCACCAGCACAACCACCAGGUGAGCUGGGGGUCAGGAUGGUGGCGGCGAUGAGGCUUUGGGGGGUGAAUUUGCAGGGGGUGGCCUCUGAGUGUGUGUGUGUGUGUGUGUGUGUGUGUGUGUGUGAUGUCUAGUCUGUUGUGUAUGCAGGAGGAAGACAGAAAACCGUCUUCUAUCAUGCCAGGCCACCUAGCCAUCAGCUGCCAAUAGGUCUUUUUAAAACUGGGAAUGACCUUCUGCAUGCAGAGCAGACGCUUUAGCGGAACCUCCCCCCCCCCCCAGCUGGGACCAUUUAAAGGGGAAGGGGUUUGUUGCUGCAGAGAAGAGGAGCAAGGAUUGGUAGACACAGCCAGCCGGGAAGAAAGCACUGGGUGAGCACACCCAAGACCUUUGGGCUGAGGGCUACCAUGCACUGGCACCAUCGUCUGGGCACUUUCUGUAUAAACAACAGCCAGCCAAUCAGCAGCCACCGUAACUGCCAGGGCCGGCCCUUCCAUUAGGCAGGGUGAGGCAGCUGCCUCAGGCGGUGCUUGUGGGGUGGUCAGCAGCAGCAGCAGUGACGUGUUACGCCUGUGUGUGUGUGUGUGUGUGUGUGUGUGUGUGCCACUUCUUCCUGAGGCUGCAAAAUGGCUUGGAGCAGCUCUCCUUGUUGACCACUGUCCCGGGUCCUAGCAGUCGCCGCAGAGGAGGGCUGAUUCAUUGACAAAGAGGCCAGAGGCGCCCCUAGAGCAGGGAUGGGCAUCGCAGUGCCCUUAUAGGUGAUGGCGUUGGACUCCAACUCCCAGCUGCCAAGACGGCCAAGGAAGGGCCAUAGCUCAGUGACAGAGCUUCUGCUUUGCAUGCACAAUGUCACAGGUUCAAGACCCGGCAACGUCUCCAAGUAGGGCUGGGGGUGACCCCUGUCCUGAAGCUCUGGAGAGCCACUGCUGCCAGUCAGUGUAUAAAUGAGACAGACCUAGAUGGACCCAUGGACUGCCUCGGUAUAAGGGGUGGUAUAAGGGAUGGCCAGAGCUGAAGUCCAGCGAUAUUGUCUGGCUUUGCUCAGCCCUGUUCCAGCCAACAGGGGCUAUUCUUAUUCUUCCAGAGGGUUCUGAUAUGCCCACCACGCCAAUAUUUAGUGUACCAUUUUAGACAGCUUAAUGCAGGGGGCAGCAAACUUUUUCAGCCAGUCUACUGUCCUUCAGACCUUGUGGAGGGCCGGACUACAUAUUUUUUUGGGGGGGAAGGAACAAAUUCCUAUGCCCUACAAAUAACCCAGAGAUGCAUUUUAAAUAAAAGGACACAUUCUACUCAUGUAAAAACACGCUGAUUCCCAGACCGUCCACAGGCCGGAUUUAGAAGGCGACUGGGCCGAAUCUGGUCCCCAGGCCUUAGUUUGCCUACCCAUGGCUUAUGGCAUGUUAGAGGCAGACUCUGCUUCCUCUUCUUUCAUCUGCCCCGUUAGGUUUAAAUUUGGAUUAUGCCUGGCCUCUGCCGCUGAAUUUCCCCUACCCCGUUCCCAGGGCAGAACGGAACAGGGGUGGGGGGCUCUCUUGCUUUUAAGGAGAAUCUCAGCCCUCUCACUUUGCCAGCCUGAGAACCAAGCGAGUGUUUUGCAGCAUCCAGAGUUGCUGAAUGGGAGGAGUUGGGGAAGGAGGCGAGAGGGCAGAGGGUGACGUUGGCUUGUUCCUGAGCUCAGGUGACGUCAGUUUUUUGUGCCGCUCCGCACGGAUUGCUUUCCAACCACCUCAGCAUGUUUGUUUUGCAAAACACGGACGUCCUCCCUGCACCCUCCCCCUUGGCCUGAGCUCCCUCAGCUGGCUUCUCUCCCAGCAGGGAGGCGGAAGCAAAGGGCCCAGGGGAAGGGACCUACAGCUGUGCCACUGGUGUGUGCUGGUCCCAGGCCCAGCGGGUUCCUGCUGAUGUGGCUCCCUUUGCCCUCCCUGGCACAGGGCAAGACCCUCUCUCCCAGAGCCCACCCACCCUCAGAUCAGGAGAUUCAGAGCUCUGGCCUGGAUAGUAUCCACCACACUCCAUCCCUCACCUGGUUCAACUUGUGUUCAGGUGUUUUAUGCAGAGUAAACCCACAGCGUUCAAUAACACUGUAAAUCAGAGGUAUGAGAUUCAUACCCUCCAAUAUUUCUCCAAUGAAAAUAACAGCUUCUAGAGCCUAGGACUUGCCGAUCAGAAGAUCGGCGGUUCGAAUCCCUGCGACGGGGUGAGCUCCCGUUGCUUGGUCCCUGCUCCUGCCAACCUAGCAAUUCGAAAGCACAAAAGUGCAAGUAGAUAAACAGGUACUGCUCCGGCGGGAAGGAAAACGGCAUUUCUGUGCGCUGCUCUGGUUCGCCAGAAGUGGCUUAGUCAUGCUGGCCACAUGACCCAGAAGCUGUACGCCGGCUCCCUUGGCCAGUAAAGUGAGAUGAGCGCUGCAACCCCAGAGUCGAUCACGACUGGACCUAAUGGUCAGGGGUCCCUUUACCCUUUAUUCAGCAGCAACAACAACAACAACAACUGGGUUGCCCCAAACUCUGGGGGGGCUUCCAACAUAUAUAAAAACAUAAUAAAACAUCAUUAAAACAAACUCCCUAUACAGGGCUGCCUUCAGAUGUCUUCUAAAGGUUGUCUGGUUACUUAUCUCCUUCAUUGACAACACCCCAGAGGACAGGAUCACACUUCAAAACGACCUUGACAGAUUAGAGAACUGGGCCAAAACAAACAAGAUGAAUUUUAACAGGGAUAAAUGUAAAGUAUUGCACUUGGGCAAAAAAAAUGAGAGGCACAAAUACAAGAUGGGGGACACCUGGCUUGAGAGCAGUACAUGUGAAAAGGAUCUAGGAGUCUUGGUUGACCACAAACUUGACAUGAGCCAACAGUGUGACGCGGCAGCUAAAAAGCCAAUGCAAUUCUGGGCUGCAUCAAUAGGAGUAUAGCAUCUAGAUCAAGGGAAGUAAUAGUGCCACUGUAUUCUGCUCUAGUUAGACCUCACCUGGAGUACUGUGUCCAGUUCUGGGCACCACAGUUCAAGAAGGACACUGACAAACUGGAACGUGUCCAGAGGAGGGCAACCAAAAUGGUCAAAGGCCUGGAAACGAUGCCUUAUGAGGAACGGCUAAGAGAGCUGGGCAUGUUUAGCCUGGAGAAGAGGAGGUUAAGGGGUGAUAUGAUAGCCAUGUUCAAAUAUAUAAAAGGAUGUCACAUAGAGGAGGGAGAAAGGUUGUUUUCUGCUGCUCCAGAGAAGCGGACACGGAGCAAUGGAUCCAAACUACAAGAAAGAAGAUUCCACCUAAACAUUAGGAAGAACUUCCUGACAGGAAGAGCUGUUCGACAGUGGAAUUUGCUGCCAAGGAGUGUGGUGGAGUCUCCUUCUUUGGAGGUCUUUAAGCAGAGGCUUGACAACCAUAUGUCAGGAGUGCUCUGGUGGUGUUUCCUGCUUGGCAGGGGGUUGGACUCGAUGGCCCUUGUGGUCUCUUCCAACUCUAUGAUUCUAUGAUUCUAUGAUCCUUGGCUCGGGGUGGCAUAACUCCAUAGCCUCCAACAUUUUUCUGAUGCAAAUAGGCACAUCCUAAGGAAAAAUGGGACAUUCUGGGAUCAAAUCAGAAACCAGGAUGGCUUCUGUAAAUCUGAGACUGUCCCUGGAAAAUAGGGACGUUUGGAGGGUCUGCAGAUUCAUUGGUCUGUGUGCUGUACCUGCUUUCCCUGGCCAAGGGCAUCCUUCCAUCAUGUGCCCAUGAGGUCAUCCGUGGCCAUGGAGCCAAAGUCAAGGGAAAUGAAACUGGACCACUUGGCUCUUGUGUCCUCUGGCGUUCCUCAGUCUUGCUGUGGCUUAUGUGAAAUCCAGAUCCCCCAUUAGAGAGGAAGACCACUUCUGGGGUGAGGGGGCAGAGCCAGAGCAUGCCAUUUCACCGCUUGGGGUGAAAGAGGACCAUGCCGCCUGCCCUGGGCAUGCAGGGGCCCACAGGGGCGCCACUUCAGGGUUUUCUGCCGCCCAAGGCAGCUGCUUCACCCUGCCUCAUGGGUGGACCAGGUCUGGGUGGGGGGAUUACCAGCUGGGGAUGGCUUUGGACCUUAAGUGGGCCUCAAUUUCAGCCCCAUGGAACCAAGAGAACAGUCUUCAUUUCAUUUCAGAGGUACUCCCCCUGCAAGAUCUCUUUCUGCAUUGCCUCCCAGUACGUUUCCGAGCACAAUUCAAAGUGUUGGUGCUGACCUUUAAAGCCCUAAACGGCCUCAGCCCAGUAUACCUGAAGGAGCAUCUCCACCCCCAUCAUCCAGCCCAGACACUGAGGUCCAGCUCCAAGGGCCUCCUGGCAGUUCCCUCACUGCGAGAAGUGAGGUUACAGGGAACCAGACAGAGGGCCUUCUUGGUAGUGGCGCCCAUCCUUCAGAUGUGAAGGAAAUAAGCAGCUAUCUUAUCUUUAAAAGACAUCUGAAGGCAGCCCUGUUUAGGGAAGUUUUUAAUAUUUAAUGCUGUAUUGUUUUUAACACUCGAUUGGGAGCCGCCCAGAGUGGCUGGGGAAAUUCAGCCAGAUGGGCAGGGUAUAAAUAAUAUAUUAUUAUUAUUAUUAUUAUUAUUAUUAUUAUUAUUAUUAUUUCUCCCGUCUGCUUCAUGCAACAACAGCCUUGGUGGGUGGGUCAGGGUUGUUGUUGUUUUGUCCAAAGCAAAAUGGGUCAGGAUGGGUGCCUCAUGUGCUCUUUGGUGUCCCUGGUAAUUUGGACUCCGUCGAAACCCUUCCUGAGCCCCGCAGGAGUCUGGAGUGCAGCUCUUCAUCACUAAGAGAGGAGGAACUGCAAUUUGACCUCGUAGGCUUGGCCCCUUUGCCUUCAGAUUAAGUCUGGGUUGAGCCAACAGAAGCAGAUGGUCUCUCGCUGGCAUGAUGGUGUUUCUCUUUGAAAGAGAGAGAACUAAGCUACAAAACUAGUCAUCCUAGUGGUGCAAGCAAUAAAACUGCUAGCACAUUUGCAAAGCUAAGCAGGUUUCAAAUUGGAUAGGGGAUAAGGGACAGUAAAUUGGAUAGGGGACAGUAUUUUAAGGGGGGUGGACCAAAUGGCCCUUGGGACUCCAUCCAUUUCUACAUUUCUAUGAUUUAAUGCACAUCACCUCCAAAUCCUGGGAACUGUAGCUCUGUAAGGGGUAAACUAUAGUUCCCAUAUUUAUGGGGAGGAUCUGCUUGAAGCCUGAGAAGGGUGUGGCUUUCCUUCCUGCCUCCCCCCCAGACUGAGAAGAGGGGGGCAAAGCCGCAGAUGAGUGUCCUGCCACAGUGGGACAAUGCAGGCAGCUGCCCCUGCUCUCUGCUGCCCCCUGCUGACUAACCCUUGCAGCUUUUCUCCCCCUGCAGAGUGUCUCCAGUGCCUUUGAGACCAUCUACAAGAAGCAGGGCCUUCUGGGACUGUGGCGAGGGGUGAACGGGGCCGUGCCUCGCGUCAUGGUGGGCUCGGCCGUCCAGCUGGCCACUUUCGCCUCUGCCAAAGAGUGGGUCAGGAAGCAAAAGGUGAGGAGGGGGCCGGAAGGUGGGGGAGAUGGUCCGUGGCAGUUGCAUGACUCUGGUUUUGUCAAGGUCUAGCUUAUCAGCAGCGCCUCAGACCCACCCCGUCCUAAACCCCUUUCCAAGAUGAGCCCUGCCAGUUUGUUCAAUUCCUCGAUCCUCUCACCCCUUCUAUACCCCACUUGAUCCCUGCACUCUGCAGAGGGUGGCCAGUUCAUCAGGAAAUCCGUUCCACACAGGAUAGGAGCGGGGCCUUUUGGGUGGUGGCACCAACCCCUUGGAAUUCUCUCCCAUUAAAUGUGUGACAGGCGCUGUCUCUGUUGCCUUUUGGCACCUGCUUGAACACCUUCCUCUUCCAACAAACCUUUUAAUUCAAGACCUUUAUCCUGCUUUAUCUUUACAUGGUUUAACUGUUUCAUCGCUUGUGUGUUGGCCAUCGUGGGCUGCUUUGGGGAGGAAGGUGGUAUAUACCUUAAAUAAAUAAAUACAAUAUUCAGCCUUUGUGGCUUUUCCUGUUGCUCGAUCCUGAUGCUGUCAGAGCGGGUGGGGUGGGGCCGACUCUCCCCCCCCCUUACUGUUGCCCUCUUCUGCCCACAGUGGUUCAAGGAAGACAGCUGGAUGGUGGCGCUUGCUGGUGGCAUGAUCAGCAGCGUGGCUGUUGCUGUGGCUAUGACACCCUUCGACGUGGUGAGCACCAGACUCUACAACCAGCCAGUGGACGAGCUGGGCAUGGUAAGUUCUCUCAUGCCAGGGGUGGUCACUGGCAGCCUUAGGAACCCCAAGAAGCUUGUGGAGGGAGGUGAGGAGUUUCAUGGCUCAGAAGCGGCCUGGGGCUAGUUCAGGGAUGGGGAGCAGCUGCAGCCCCCCAAGGUGUUGCUGAAUUCCCAGCUCCCACCAGUCAGCACAGUCAGCUGUCAAGGAUGGCGAGAGGAGUUGCAGCACCCUUGUUCCGCGGCCAUGGGUCCUGCUUUUAACCAGGCUCUCUCCCCUCUGCCACCCACAGGGCAAGCACUACCGCGGCUUCUUCGACUGUGUGGUGCAAGUCACUGGCAAGGAGGGUGUCCUGGCCCUCUACAAGGGCCUGGGGCCUGCCUACCUCCGCCUGGGACCACACACCAUUCUCAGCCUCCUCUUCUGGGACGAACUGAGGAAAUUCACCUACCAGCUCCAGGGGGCUUGAAAACCCUGCAAGAGAAGAUGACAUUUCCAGAGAGAGGGGCGCCUGCUCUCUUCCUCCCUCUCCCCGCCUCACUGAUGGGACCAGAACUUGGGGUGGGAGGCUGGUCUUUUCCCAGGCAGCUUUGGAAUGAAGAGUGGGACUUUUGGCGCUGCCUGUCCUCUUUUCCCUGGACCAGAGGUCUUGGGUGGGGGGCGGUCGUACAGCCCCUUCUUCCAGGAGACAGUUGGGAGCACCUGGUCCUUCCCCAUCUUGUUUUCUCACUCAUCGUGUGACACCAGAGAAGUGGCCUCCAAGAACCAACUUUGUGGUUUUCUGAAAAGCAAGAAUUGCAAACACACACUCUGUGCAUGAGAAGGACGGUCGCCCCUGAGCCAAACAGCAGCUUCACAUCAAAGUUACCUUUUUUGGGAGGGGUGAGGCUGCUCAAGGAGGGGCAUCCCCAGACUUGCUGCAGCUCCGCCUGUGCAGAUUUGGGUGUUGGGUGGCUUGCAAACAGUAUCCUGUCCAUUCCCUGCCUUGGGACACGCACUCCCUGCAACCAAAGGGGUAGAGAAUGGGCACCAGGCGUUAACAGACCAAAAUAAAAGGGUAAAUGGCAUGAGAAGGCUGGAGUUGGGGAAGGUACUGUAGCUCUGUGGCCUCCUUGCCAUUUGCAGGCAGUCCCAGGUUCAGUCUCCCAGCCUGAAACCCUGGAGAGCUGGCAACAGGUCUGUUUUGAACCUCUGAACCCAUCAGAUGGGAGUUCGAGGAGUGCAAGCAGGAGAGCAGCUGUGGCCACUUUCAGGAACAGCAGAGCUGUGUUUUGGGUCAAGGUUGAAAUCCUCCGGAGACAUCUGCGACGCAGGCAACGCCUUAGCCUCUGACAUUUGGACCCUGCCAAGUUCCCGUCUGUCCUCCUUGCACCUUGCCAAGAGCAGAGCACCCCCCCUCCCUCCGGGACUGGGAAAGGGGGGGUGGCAGGUUUGCUCAGCAAGGUGAUCUUGUUUCCUCCAACAGCUGCUGUAACUGGAGCCCAGUGGCUGGGCAGAGCUCAAGCCCAAUAAAGAUUGUUUCUACUUUGUUGUAUUUAUAGCCCUCUCUCAGGAGGUGUCAUUUGGAGGGGGGGUUUCCAUGGAUGAGUAGGCAAUGUUCAGUUCAGCAAAUAGGUCUGGGGGUGGAUUCUAAGCCACAUUAGGCCUCCUUGUCCCCCACUUUCUUUCCAGGGGAGUUGGCAGGGAGCUCAUGUCCCCCACCAGCACAAAUCUAGAAAGUCAACCAUGAGCUGCUAAAGCACCUUUAGAAAGUCAGGAGUGGGAACAAGGGCACUGCCCUGCCCCACAAGGUUGUUGUGAGGGUCACUCAGACGAUGGUGUGUGUGGUGUAGUAAUAUUGGGGAGCGCUAAAUAAAUCCCUUUGUGCAAACACUGUCAGAGAGAGAGAGAGAGAGAGAGAGAGAGAGAGAGAGAGGGAGAUGGAAUCACAAUGUACUCUCUUGCCUACACAGAACCCACCUGUACAGCCCCACAGGUAAGAGCCUCCUCAUUCUAUGUUCUCACUUCUUAUCUCUAGUUCACUUUUCCUCCAAAUAAGCUCAGGGAAGCAGCAAAAAAGGACCGUUCUCCUCCACAUUUUAUCCUCACAGCAACCCUGUUAGGCAGGAUAGGCUGAGAGGGAGCAAUUGGCAGUGCGCUUCAUGGCUAGGUAGGGGAUUGGAACUUGGGUCUCCACUGCAAUAGCCCGACACCCUCAAAACCACUCCAGCCCAUAGCUGUCAACUUACAGAUUUGAAAAUAAGGGACCAGCAGCCUCGAAAAUAAGGGAUCAGCAGCCAAAAUAAGGGAUUUUCUGGGCACAGGUAUGUUCAACUUCUGAGCCCCUCCGAGCUAAAGGCAGAAAGCCCAGCCAGCAGCCAAACGAAGCCUCAUCAAUAAGGGACAGCAGCGGGACAUGGCGCUGGGAUAAGGGACUGUCCCGCCAAAUAAGGGACGCUUGACAGCUAUGCUCCAGCUCACUGGUGCACCAAGUUCAGUUUUUUCCUCAAGCAAAGGUGGGAGAGUGCUGCUGCUGUCUUCAUAUCCCACUUAUGGGCUUCCUCUGGGCAUCUUGUUGCCCAAGAAGCAGCAUGUUUGGGGAAGGGAAGAGGGAGUUGUACACAGGCUGGGCACUUCUGAACAGCAGCUGGGGGACAAACAGCCGCACCCACCUGUGGACUUUCAGCUUUGCACAUAAACAGGCACCUUCGUCAACGUCACACCACAACCUGGAAUCCACCGGAAGGUGCCACCUCACCAGGUAUACACUGUUGACUCUCUAUAGGUGCCCUUGGCUGAAAGCUCACAGGGAUGGGCUGGUCCCACCUGGUGGCACUUCUGUAGGAUGGGAACAGGUAGCAAGGCACACAGAAGGGCGGAAGGGAGCUCAGCACGACUGUUGUCAUCAGCAAGGCCAGCCUUUGUCAAUCUGGUGCCCUCUGAGCUAGUUGGACUACAGCUCCCAUCAGCCCCAGCACCAUGCAGCUGUGCUGGCUGGGGGCUGAGGGGCGCUGUAGUUCAAAACAUUGGCUUGAGGAAGGCCGAGGUGCACAAAUAGCAAAAGAGAAGCAGCAGAGGAUAGUCAUCAGCCAACAAUGCCGCCCUGCUAACCUGUUUAAUCUGCCUCGCACAAAGUCCACAAACCUCUCUCCUGCCAUCUAGCAGAAGGUUGUAAAAUAAAUUUCUCUAUACGCAUGAUGGCUAUUUUAUUUAUAAACAGCUGACUCAUUUUUUAAAAAGAGCUUGACACCAUGUGGAACAAAAUCACCAAAACAUCACAAAUUCAGAAAAGCAUGACCUAGACAAAGUUUCUAACAUGUUGCCUCUUACUCAUCUUUUCUGUAAACUAAAAAGCUCCAAAUGCUACAAAUUUUCCUCACAGGAAAGUGCACAGUGGCCAGUGACUCUGCACAUUAAUUGCUCAGCUGCACAUUUCACUAAACAAUUAAACUAUUAAAAUUUUGGGAGAUUAGCAGCCAAACCCAACAAGUGCAUAUUAUUCCUAGCUAGCUUGAGAAGGGGCUAAGUCCACAGAGCUAUAUUGCUGAAAGGCAGAUACUCAGACCAUAGGAAUACAAUUGGUAGAGUGAGCUUGGUGUGAUGUCACUUCCCCUCUCCCGGAUAAUCUUAUUUUUAAACAUACUUUACAAGUUGUUGCCUGAUUCUUUGUUAAGUGUGGUAAGAGGGGGGAAGCCGGCUUGCUUUGUUAGCUGGACCUGCUCAAAACAAGGCUUUCCAUUCUUAAUUCCUUUGCUUUUUAGAUUUUAAAACCCACAAAUCUGGGAGCCUGGAGGGAUAUAUUUCAAUUAAUAUAUCAUCUCCUACCAAUAAAAACCCAUCCAUCCCACAAAAAUACAUUAUGCUCACAUAUGUCUGCCUAGACGAGAGCUGUUAAAGCACAUCGAGCCAAAAUUAUGUUUAUACUAAAUAGCGGGACGCAGGUGGUGCUGUGAUCUAAACCCCUCUUGGGCUUGCCGAUCAGAAGGCUGGCGGUUCUAAUCUCUUUCUUAAUUUCUUUCCUUUCUCAUUGAGGAGUAGGUCUCUGGGGAAUUCCAAGCCAAAAUUGUCUCCAUCUCUCUUCAUCAAACCCUCCCAUUCCCCACAGACCCAUUCCCCACAGUCAUCGCUAUAGUCCAAAAAGUAUUUAAAAGCAUAUUUCCAGGUCUCUCCAAAGUUAGGAACCUCCUCAGCUCCAAACUCCCCCUGGCCCACUCCAACUUCAAUCUUCAAUGACAGUGGCUUAUGCGCCUGUAGGGCCUCGGGUCUCUCCAUUUGUAUUAUUUGAGGUGCAACCGCAUCCUCCUCCAUUAUCUUCUGCACUUGCCCAGACAGUACAGGUUCAUGAGUUGGUUCCUGAAUGAUUUCUGUAUCAAUGUUCCCUGUUUGUCCACAGUUAUUAACCACAACAGUCAUCAAAUCCGUUUUCUCAUUCAUCAAAUCCAUCUUCUCGUGCAUCUGUUCCAGCAAGGCACUUGUCUUGCAUAGAGCAAGCUCCCAAUCUUCCUCCCAGCUCAUCUUUAGUCAAUGUCAGAAGAGACUGGUCCCACGAUCUUAAUCUCACAGCUGUUGAGUCCUCAAGUAUACUGCAGCAACAAUUUAACAAGCUCCCUCUAGAGGAGACAAUUUCUAUUUGUAUCCAUUUUUUUUUUUAAGGCAAGUCCAACAAAGGAAAAUUACUUUCAUUUUUCAGAUAUUUUUCAGAUAUUUUGUUUCUUUAGAAUGCAAAAGGCAACAUUGGAAUCAGUUUGUUUCUCUUCUUUAGCUAUCUGUCAAAGUAUUCCAUUCACAGUCAAUGAACCUCUCCAACAAUUUCUGUCUCUGACACCCCGUUCCCAGGUUAGAGGCAGUGGAAACUUAUCCUUCUUCACUCCCUCUCCUGCUAGGGUUGAACAAAGUCCCCCCCCCCUUUUCUCCUGCUUCCAAGGGGGUUUCAGUAAUUCUGAAUGAAGGAAAUUUAGACUUUUUUAACAGCUUUCCAGGCUUUAGCUUACAAAGUUUUUGCUUUAGUCUAUAUACAAAAAGCGGAAGGCGGACUUCGUGUUUUGAACCUUCCUGCUUCGAUGCCAAAUUGAAAUAUUUCUUAAUCCAAUUUUCCGUUUCUACUCACGGGUACUUGUUUUAAAUCCAAUUGUCCACAGGAAAAAGUCAGCGCUCUCCGGCAAUGGCUGUGCGGCUUCACUCCGUGAAAAUAGCAAUCAGUUCGCAGCACCGCGCCACUCACCCCACUUCGCUCCGGCGCCCCAAAAUGGGGUUCCCGGUGAGUAGGUGGGGGCGCUCCUGGUGCCCUGCCGAACCCCACGUUCCCAGGCUUCCUCCACCUGGGAUUUCUAGCGGGUCCCCACCUUCACCGCGGUGGGAAGACCCAGUUUCCACGGAGCCCGUUCCUCCAGUCGGAGGAACUCCGCCAUUCACCGAUGGCGCUGACCCGGAAGUCCCAUCCUUGGUACAUUUUAACCUACCCUGCCUUCUGCUUUUGUUACGUAGUCUUCCUUACUUUUUAAUAUUUGCAGAGUAUCACAGUCCUAUAUUAUGCACUGAUAGUUUUAAUUACAU
Messenger RNA from Podarcis lilfordi (Lilford's wall lizard), 14486 nucleotides. The record is from the annotation of a GenBank genome assembly. NCBI's taxonomy places the organism in Eukaryota, Metazoa, Chordata, Lepidosauria, Squamata, Lacertidae.